UAAUUUUAUUCAAUUAUAGCAAAGAUCAAUCUGUCGUAAUCUCACGCCAUCACAUCCCUGUUGCACGUAUAGAUAGGGUAAAGUACCGUUGCGGAGUAUAUAACCCGCAAGCACAUCUCCAACCACAAAAGCAGUGACUGAAAAUAACCAGAAAAAAGCACAUCCAAAUACAGGAACAGGAACAGGAACAGAAACAAACAAACCACCAAAAUGAAAUCCCUAAUCCUCAACGCCUUCGCAAUGCAAAGCCCCUCCCACCUAAACCCCGGCCUAACCCGCUACCCCAAAGACCGCGGCCGCUCCUAUAAAGACCUCUCGCACUGGAUCGAGCUCGCCAAAAAGCUCGAAGCCGCCAAAUUCCACGCCAUCUUCUUUGCAGACGUCCUCGGCCCCUACGACGUCUACAAGGGACCGCAGAACACAGACCCCAUUGUUCCCGCGGGCGCGCAGUUCCCGAUUAAUGAUCCGCUGUAUGCGGUGCCGGCGAUGGCGGCUGCGACAAGCAGUAUUAGUUUUGGGAUUACGGCGUCGACGACGUAUGAGAAUCCGUAUAUGUUGGCGAGGAAAUUUAGUACGGUUGAUCAUUUGAGUGGGGGACGGGUGGGGUGGAAUAUUGUUACGAGUUAUUUGGACUCCGCGGCGAGGAAUUUCGGGCUGAAUACGCAGAUCGAGCAUGAUGAGCGGUAUCGCAUUGCGGAUGAGUAUUUGAAUGUUGCGUAUAAGCUCUGGGAAGGCUCGUGGAGGGAUGAGCCCUACCUCUCUGACCCCGCGGAGGGGUAUGCGGACCCUAAAGCCGUGAGACGCAUCGAUCACAAGGGGAAGUACUUCAACAUCCCCGGUCCGCAUCUGUGUGAGCCGAGUCCGCAGCGGACACCAUUCAUAUUGCAGGCCGGUACUUCGACGGCUGGGAAAGCCUUCGCAGCCACCCACGCGGAAGCUAUUUUCCUCCACGCGCAGACACCCGAGCUCGUCCGGCCAUCAGUCGACAGCAUCCGCUCGCAAGCCGCAGCAGCUGGCCGCAAACCCGAAGACAUCAAGAUCAUUGCAGGUAUACUAGUCAUCGUCGCCGAAACCGACGAAGCCGCGCGCGCCAAGUUCGAGAACCUAGCCUCCUAUGGCGACCGUGAAGGCGCCCUGGGCCUUUUCGGCGGGUGGUCCGGCUACGAUCUGUCGACGUACACGGACGACCAAGACUUCCGCUUUGUUGAGGCCCCCGCCGUCCGAUCCAUGGUGAACCACUGGGCCAGCACAGUGCCAGGCUCCAACGGGAAGAAAUGGGAUAAGCGGACUAUCGCGGAGUAUCUGGUGUUGGGUGGGAACGGGGCGAAGAUUAUCGGGAGUACGAAGACUGUUGCGGAUGAGUUGGCGAGGUGGGUUGAGGUGGGUGAUGUGGAUGGGUUUAAUUUUAGUUAUGCGAGUGUGCCGGAGACGUUUGAGGAUAUUAUUGAGUUUUUGGUGCCGGAGUUGAGGAGGCGCGGGAUGUUUUGGGAUGAUUAUAAGGUGCCUGGGGGUACAUUUAGGGAGAAUGUUUAUGGGGAGGAGGGGAGGAAGAGACUUCCCGGGGAGCAUCCAGGGUCGAAGUAUGUGUGGAGGAAGGAUGAGGAGGUUCCUGCAUACGCACUGAAGAAUUGACCUAUAUAUACGUGAUAUGAUACUCAGUAGGGAAAAAAAAAAAAAAAAAAAAA
Molecule: messenger RNA, 1685 nt
Organism: Aspergillus glaucus CBS 516.65
Lineage: Eukaryota; Fungi; Ascomycota; Eurotiomycetes; Eurotiales; Aspergillaceae
Product: LLM class flavin-dependent oxidoreductase
Exons: 1
Coding region: 211-1632 (473 amino acids)
Molecular function (GO): oxidoreductase activity, acting on paired donors, with incorporation or reduction of molecular oxygen; monooxygenase activity
Source: RefSeq, a predicted model, not a curated record